CACAUCAAUGCUUUAGCCGGUUUAAUUAAAAAUUUUAAAGAAUAAAAAAAUUGUAGAAGAAAAAAGUUUUUUUUCUACAACAUUUCGUUUUUUUUUUUUUUAUAAUAUUACAAAAUUUAUAUAAAUUGAAUAAAAUUAGAAAUAAAAUUAUUCAUUUAAUUAAUAAAAUAAAAUUAAAAUAAUUGAAAUGCCGGAAAAUUCUUUAAAAUAUCAGCGAUAUGCAGCUGUUUGUGUAAAUAUAAUGUCAAUGGCUUAUGGUACUGUAGCCGGAUGGUCAUCACCUAGUUUCUUAAUAUUAGAAUCAGAUGAAAGUCCACUUGAAAGUGGACCAAUAACACCAGAUGAAACAUCAUGGAUUGGUUCAAUAUCAUGUAUUGGUGGUUUAAUUGGUAAUUUUUUAUUUGGUUGGUUAGCUGAUCGUUUUGGUAGAAAAGCAUCAAUGUUAAUGGUAUUAAUACCAAUUAUGACAAGCUGGAUCUUAAUUAUAAUUGGUACAAAUGUGACAUAUCUACUGUGGUCAAGAUUUUUGGGUGGAUUAGCUGGUGGAGGUGCUUAUGUAGUUGUUCCACUAUAUGUAACAGAAAUUGCAGAGGAUAGAGUUCGAGGAACACUUGGUUCAUAUCUAGUUUGUUCAGUAUUUUUAGGUGUACAAAUUUCAUUUAUACUUGGCUGGGCUGUUAGUUAUUAUUUAUUACCAUAUCUUUUAAUGAUUAUACCAAUUGUAUUCUUUGCACUUUUUGUAUUUUUACCCGAAACACCACAACAACUUUUAAAAUCACAAAAAGUUCAAGAAGCUGAAAAAGCUUUACGUUAUUUUAGAAAUUUAAGACGUAUGUCACAAGAUCUUCCAGAUCGUUUUAAAUAUGAAUUAGAGAAAUUAAAAGAUGAUUUUUUACAAGAGAAAGUACAAGAAAAAAAUGAAAAUAUUGAAGAUUCUCUAUCAAUUACUUGGGAUGAUUUUAAAACGAAACCAGCUUAUAAAUCAAUUUUAAUUGGUGUUAUUCUAAUGUUUAUAAAUCAAUUUACUGGAUCUUUUGCAAUGCUCAAUUAUACUGCAACAAUAUUUUUGAAAGCUGGUUCAACAUUAUCACCAAAUGCUUCAGCAGCUAUUGUUGGUGCUGUACAAUUUUUAGGAGCAUUUUGUGCAACAGUUUUAAUUGAAAAAUUAGGAAGAAAAAUACUUUUAUUGCUUUCAACAUUCGGUGGUUGUAUUGGUUUAUUAGCAUUAGGGUUAUUCACAAUGCUUGAUAAUAUGGGCUAUGAUGUAUCAUCAUUUAAAUGGAUUCCAAUUGUUAGUUUUUCAGAAAUUUUAUUUGUUGGGUCAUUGGGUGUAUUAACUGUACCAUUUAUAAUAAUUGCUGAAUUGACACCACCAAAAAUUCGAAGUCUUAAUGUUAUGUUUGCAACAUCAUUGUCAUGGAUUUUUGCAUUCCUUAUGGUUAAAUCAUUGCCACUUAUGGUUGAAACUUCUGGAUUACAUGGUACAAUGUUUUUCUUUGCAGCAUGUUCUGUUUUAAGCGGAUUACUUGUACUUAUUUGGGUACCAGAAACAAAAGGUCGAAGUAUAGAAGAAAUAAUGAAAAUUUUAACAAACAUAUUGUCAAUGUCAUAUGGAGCAUUUUGUGGUUGGCCAUCAUCAAGUUUCUUAGUUUUACAAUCAAAAGAUAGUCCAUUAGAUGGUGGUCCAAUGACUGAUGAACAAGCAUCUUGGGUAGGAUCUUUAUUAUGUGUUGGUGGUUUUGUUGGAAAUUAUUUGUUUGGAUGGUUAGCAAAUUUUUAUGGAAGAAAAAUUUCAAUGAUGCUAAUUGUAAUACCAACAUUGAUGAGUUUGGCUUUAAUAAUACUGGCUUCAAGUGUAGAAUAUCUUUAUGUUUCAAGAUUUCUAGGUGGAUUAGCUGGCGGCGCAACUUUUUGUAUAGUUCCAUUAUAUAUUACAGAAAUAUCAGAAGAUAGAAUUCGCGGUCAACUUGGAUCUUAUUUGGUUCUUUCAGCAAAUUUUGGAUUACUUGUUGCAUACGUUUUAGGAUGCUAUAAAUUAAAACAUGAUUAUUUGGAUGAUCCUCAUAAGAGUAAAGGGGAUGAAAAUCAGUUAUCUUGGAAAGAUUUUACAACAAAACCAGCUUUAAAGGCUUUUGUUAUUGGAGUAGCUCUAAUGGCUUUAAAUCAAUUUUGUGGUUGUUUUGCAAUGAUUAAUUAUACAGCAACGAUAUUUGUUAAGGCUGGUUCAACAUUAUCUCCAAAUAUUUCAUCAAUUAUUGUUGCAUUAAUUCAACUUAUUGGAUCAUAUUUCUCGGUUAUUUUAGUUGAAAGAGCUGGAAGAAAAUUAUUAAUUGCUGGUUCUGCAUUUGGUACUGGAAUCGGACAUUUGUGUAUGGGAACUUUUAUAUUAUUAGAUAACAUGCCAGGAUAUGAUGUGUCCGGCUAUAGAUGGGUACCUCUUGCAUGCUUUUCAUUUAUAAUAUUUAUAGUAUCAUGGGGUGUAUCAACAUUACCAUUUUUACUAGUGUCUGAACUUUGUCCUCCAAAAAUUCGUGAAAUAGUUUUAAGUGUUUGUAUUUCAGUAUUAUGGUUUUUCGCGUUUUUCAUAAUUAAGUAUUUAUCGGUCAUUGUUGAUGCCAUGGGUUUACAUGGAGCAUUAUUCAUAUUUUCGGCUUGUUCAUUUACUGGAGGAAUAUUUGUUUUAGCAUUUGUUCCUGAAACAAAAGGAAAAAUAAAUAUAAUCGGAUUGGCUCAUGGUACUACAUUAGGUUGGAUGUCACCGACAAUACUUCUACUUCAUUCUCACAAUUCACCAUUUCCAAAUGAUAUAACAACUGAUGAGGAAUCAUGGAUUGGUUCAAUGGUAAAUAUUGGUGGAUUUGUGGGUACUUUAUUAUUUGGUACAUUAUUUGAGAAAAUGGGAAGAAAAUAUGGUGUGCUCCUACUUGCAGUUCCAGAUUUUUGCGGUUGGAUAACAAUUUAUUUCUCAAGUGAAGUUGAACAUUUAUAUAUUGCACGGUUUUUCGCUGGUUUAACUGGUGGUGCCAUUUAUAUAACUGUUCCUAUAUUUAUUGCUGAAAUAGCUGACAAUAACAUUCGUGGAAUUCUCGGUUCAAUGUUAAUGUUCAUGGUAAAUUUUGGAUUAACAUGUGGAUUUUCAUUGGCAGCUUAUCUUCCAUUUAGGACAGUUCCUUUAAUAACAAUAUGGACAUCACUUAUUUUUAUUGGACUAUUAAUUUUUUUGCCAGAUACACCAAAAUAUUAUUUGUUGAGGGGUAAAGAGAUUGAAGCCGAAAAAUCACUUAAAUUCUAUAAGAACUUUGAAGGGAAUACAGUAGAAGAAUUAGAAAAAUUUAAUAAAGAUUUUCAAGAUCUGAAAGAUUCACUAAAGGGUGGCUCAGUUGAAAUUGAUUCAAAACUUAAAAUAAAAGAUUUCUGGAACCCAGUUGCAGGAAAAGCAUUUUUAGCUAGUAUGAUUAUUAUGGUACAUAGCCAAAUGACCGGUUAUGCAUUUAUCAUAAAUUAUGCUUCAAAAGUAUUUGAUAUGGCUGGAACAUCUUUAGAUCCAAAUUUAUGUACUAUAAUAUUAGGAAUAACACAAAUUUUUGGUAAUUGUUGUGCCACAACAUUAGUCGAUCGUUUCGGUCGAAAACCAUUAUUUAAUAUAUCAUUAUUGGGAAUGUUAGUGGGCUUGUUAACAACUGGACUGUAUGAUUAUUACAGUGGUAGCAUAAAUACAGAUAUUUAUUCUUGGAUUCCAAUUUUAAGUGUUUCAAUUAUUAUAUUUUCAACAUCAAUUGGUGUUACGGCAUUAUUAGGCUUAAUGAUUAUCGAAGUAUUUCCUGGAAAGAUUCGUUCAGUUGCUUCAUUAGGCAGUAUGUUGAUAUUGAAUGGACUUACUUUUAUAACAUUGAAAAUAUUUCCAAUUUUAUUGGAUAUAAUUAAUCUUUAUGGUUUAAUGUGGUUAUGUUCGGGAUUUUGUGUAAGCGGAAUUAUUCUUGUAACAUUGUUUGUACCAGAAACUCGAGGGAAGGCAUUAGCAGAAAAUUCAGAGCAGAGAACUGUUGAAAAUAAUUGUUAAAUUUAUAUGAAAAAUAUUAAUAAAUAGAUUUAAGACUUUAAUUUUAAG
Molecule: messenger RNA, 4108 nt
Organism: Condylostylus longicornis
Lineage: Eukaryota; Metazoa; Arthropoda; Insecta; Diptera; Dolichopodidae
Exons: 20
Coding region: 188-4060 (1290 amino acids)
Biological process (GO): transmembrane transport; carbohydrate transport
Cellular component (GO): membrane
Molecular function (GO): sugar transmembrane transporter activity
Source: RefSeq, a predicted model, not a curated record